Maylandia zebra (zebra mbuna) is the source of this 2478-nucleotide messenger RNA. RefSeq names its product zinc finger, C2HC-type containing 1A (gene zc2hc1a). NCBI's taxonomy places the organism in Eukaryota, Metazoa, Chordata, Actinopteri, Cichliformes, Cichlidae. The record is from RefSeq and is a predicted model, not a curated record.
GUCUGGCUGAGGCUGUCCUUCAGCACUGAGCAGAUUCAGGCUUUGUUGUCACAUUUCUUUCAAUUAAAAUCUGCUAUGAUGAGAUUUCUUUGGCUGUAUCAGUCUGGAUAUCUGCAUUUAUUUGCUGCCACUACUUUAAAAUUUUCAAGGAAAAUAAAAAACCCUCAGAAGACAUCACAACACUCAGUCACAAAAAAAGAGAAAGUUGCGGUGGACUGUGGCUAUUUUUGGAAACCUCUUCUGUCAUCAUCUGAGCACCCUCCCACUCAGCUGUCAUUCUCAAAAUGGUGUCAAGAUGGGCAAGACCCGGCAGAUGCUGUCCGUGUACGACUGACAGACCAAACGUGUGGGGAAGCAAGAGAGAUAAGACGGCUGUUCUCUAACUUAAUAUGAGAAUCGGGGCACUGGAUUGUGGUCAUAGCAAAGCCGGAAAUGAAGAGGGGGUUUCAUCUUGUAUUUUCCGUCUACGUCUGGCCGUUUUCGAACAACGGCAACAGGACCAGAUAAGGAAUAACCUAAGGAUGGAAGAAUUUGAAGAUGGCGAAGCUUCUCUGGUUGACGAUCGGAUUCAGUGUAAUAUCUGUAAAAGAUCUUUCUUCCCCAAAGUCCUGGAGAAGCACUCAAAAAUCUGCCAAAAAUCAGCAACUAAAAAGAGGAAGGUUUUUGACUCCAGCAGACAAAGAGCUGAGGGAACAGACAUCCCCGUACUGAAACCCAUCAAACCAAAGUCACAAAGUUCAUCUGCUACUGAAAGAGCAGAACCCCCGAAGAAGCCGUCAAAUUGGCGCAAGAAACACGAGGACUUCAUCGCCACCAUCCGGGCUGCAAAGACCAUCGGUCAGGUCAUAAAAGAUGGAGGACCAUUACCCCCGCCUCCUCCUCCUACUUAUGACCCAGACUAUAUCCAGUGUCCUUACUGUCAGCGGAGGUUCAACGAGAGUGCAGCUGACAGACACAUCAAAUUCUGCCAGGAGCAGGCUGCCCGAAUGCCCAACAAAAGCAAGUCAGGAGAUGCCAAAAAGCCUCCAGGUCGCACACAGUACAAGCCUCCUGCUGCUGCAAAGAAGGCCAACACUCCCGUUGUGUCAACCAUCCCUUCAGCUUCCUCUCGUUUACCCCAAAGAUCAGGCCUUGGACAGCCCACUGGAAUCCCAUCUAGUAAGGCCUCCUCAACAGGUUCAGUGAAGAAUAAUCCCUCCGGGCUCACAAGCCCACCGUCAGGUGUGGGAAGUAAAUCCCGAGUAGCAAGUUCUGGCUAUGGAUCUGUGAGGAACGCUCAGACUGGACUCAACAAGAAGAAAGUAGACUCCUACAUAUCUAGGAAUGAUAUAGAUGGCGCGAACGAUGUUGGGAACGGCGGAAUGAAGAGCAAGUUUUGUCACGCUUGUGGGACAAAGUACCCUGUUGAAUCUGCCAAAUUCUGCUGCGAGUGUGGGGUCAGGAGGAUGUGUAUUUGAUAGCAGUCAGAAGAAAACGAAAGCAGGGUUAGGAUUUAGGUAAUAAGAAUUGAGGGAAAGGUGAAAGAGUAAUUAAUUCCAUCUUUAUUUUCCCACACUGAUUUUAUUUCCUGGCAGUAAAGAUGGUGUGUGCAGUCACACUGAAUAUUAUCCAAAUUUCAUUGCAUAACUUACAAUAAGGAGUGCACUUAGCUACUGUGUUUUGCGUUGACUAGUGACCGGUUGAUCUCUGUGCCGAACAGAUUUGGUACACAGAUUAAUCGGUUUAAAUCAUGAUGUGGCUUUUACAAGCACAUCCCGUAAGUAGCUUCUCUUUCACUGCUUCAUUUGCUCACAGCAUUGCUGCUGUUUCCAUGCACUUAUAAAAUGAGCAUUACUGCCAUGAAACUACAGGUCAUAGAGGGUUUAAGAAUUUGUGAGAAAUAAAUAUUUCCAGCAAAGGAGAGGUGGUUGGUCAUUGGAAGGAAGCUAUUAAAUAUUAUGCAUCUUUAGAAGGGAGUAGAGGAAAGAUGAAUUAAAAGUGGGUUUGGAAAAAAAGAAAGGAAACAUGUUGGGUGGCUGAUUAGAGGUGAGAUUAACUGCCCUGCAUCAUUAUCGCUCUUCAGCCCUUGAUUUGAAGUGCAUUCCUCAACCCCACCUGUCUCCACAUUGAUGUGCAAUAAUAACGACUACUGAAGAAAGCAGUGUGAUUUUUUUUUUUUUUUAAAAAAAGAAAAUGGCUUCAAAUUUUUAUCUUAUCACCCUGUUUUCUUAGGAACCAAUCCAAAAAAGGUUGAGUGGUUACAGGUCAGUGCUCCCUUUAAGGUCACUUAACAGGAAAAACCUGUUAUCCCAUAUACAUUAUACCCAAAUGUAGCAUUUACUCAUUCCCUUUAUUCCCACUAGGUUUAUACAUUUAUUUAUUUUCUUAUUCCUUUUCAUUUUUACUGACUGAACAGUGAUUGUAUGGUUUUUAUUUGUUCUUUUAUGUUCUACAGAAUUAAAAUAGGUUUCAUUUGGAAUUGUGUGAAACCAAAACACA